Messenger RNA from Botrytis fragariae, 198 nucleotides. RefSeq lists its product as uncharacterized. The transcript is spliced from 2 exons. The coding region runs from base 1 to 198 and encodes 65 amino acids. The record is from RefSeq and is a predicted model, not a curated record. NCBI's taxonomy places the organism in Eukaryota, Fungi, Ascomycota, Leotiomycetes, Helotiales, Sclerotiniaceae.
AUGUUUUGGCGAGCGUCAACCAUAAUUAUUAAGCCUCCAACCAUUUUUGCCGUCCUCGACGUUACUCUCUGCCAACAAUUCGUGGAAUCAUUGAUUGGUAAAGGUCAAUGUACUUGUGCCGCAAUGUCAAGAUACUUUGGGGAAAUGAUGAGUGUGCGAGAUGAAACUAAGAUUUUGACGACGAAUCUUCGAGCAUGA